Molecule: messenger RNA, 1245 nt
Organism: Gloeophyllum trabeum ATCC 11539
Lineage: Eukaryota; Fungi; Basidiomycota; Agaricomycetes; Gloeophyllales; Gloeophyllaceae
Exons: 6
Coding region: 88-1095 (335 amino acids)
Source: RefSeq, a predicted model, not a curated record
GGCUUCGCGCUCCAGACGCGUUUGUCUGAGACUUGAGCCGACCAAACCAACCGCCCACCCUCCUUGCUCUCGAAUGCCUCAAGCAACAUGCUAUUCCGACGCAAGACUCUCGUUAACUUGCCCCCGGAACUCCUGUACAACAUAUGCGCCGCUCUUUUAGCCGACUAUUUCCAUUCUCUCUUCAUGGACGACGAGGAGCCGAGCUGGCACGCUCUCGAGAACCUCAUGCUCGUCUGCCGUAUCUUCCGCGAUGUCGCGGCCAAGGUUGUUUCGCAUGCGCUCAGGCUGAAGCAGCACGCAGACGGAAGCUGGGAGAAGAACCCCCGCGACAUUCUGCAGGCGAUGCGGAAGCGGGGACACUACUCGCGCCACGAUUCGGUCAAAUAUGUCGAGUCCAUUCUUGAAAUCCUCGAGUCCACGAACAGCAAGGAGUAUGACCUGACGCCACUGUUCGUCUACGAGGCGAUAUUCUCCAUCCACUCCAUGUUCACGCGCCUACGCACGUACUGCGACGGCAUCGACCCGGCGCUGCGGCUACCUGUUUGGAAGAGCACCCGUGGUAGCAUUACGCUGCUGGCGAGAAAGACGUGCACCCUCGCUGCUCGGUUGACGCAGCCAUUCCUCCGGGAUGUUAUGACCGAAGCUGCGACUGAUGUCUACUCCUUGGUCUUUUACGUAUCUCUGUUCCUAGAUAUGUACGAGCUUCUGGACAAGGCACUAUACCAGUGGGACGAGCUCGACUACAAGGGCCUUCCAGCAGAGGAGCAGGAGUGGGAGAGUUGCUUUACGCAAAUCAACAAAGGUCUCAAGGCCCUGAAGGAUCGUGACAUCGGGCUGGAGUGUUCCAAGGCCUCAGCCCUACGCCGUCAAGGCGGCAGUAUCUGCUUUAUCGAGAAGAACGGCUCACCGGAAGUCGUCAGGACCGCGUUGCUGACAACGGAUAUUUGCUUGAUCCUGGUUCCGCUGGCGGAAUGGGACUGGCACGACAAGCACGGUAUCAACGAGAGUGCCAAAGAUCUGCUAGACGAGCUCGAACCUUUACUGCCGGAGACCUACGACGUCCGUGCUCUGACUAUUGUUGAUGACGGAGAAUGAACAUAGUGCCGGAUCGUCGUCCUGAAGAGAGAAACCUGCUUUAUACCGCUGACGUUGCUGGUUCGUUGGGGGUGCAUCUUUAUUGCUAAUUUAUGUAAAAUAACAAAGAGAACCUGGAUAGAGUAGACCCAUUUAAUGUGAUUGUUUUAC